AUGGCUCUGAAGAAGUCCCUUAUCCUGUUCCCACUGCUAGUCCUGGUGCUGCUGGUGCUGGGGUGGGUCCAGCCUUCCCUGGGCAAGGAAACUUCAGCCAUGAAGUUUGAGCGGCAGCACAUGGACCCAGGCAAUUCCCCUAGCAGCAGCACCUACUGCAAUGAAAUGAUGAAGCGCCGGAAUAUGACGGAUGGAUGGUGCAAGCAGGUGAACACCUUUGUGCACGAGUCCCUGGUAGAUGUCCAGGCCGUCUGCUUCCAGGAAAAUGUCACCUGCAAGAACGGGCAGACCAACUGCUACCAGAGCACCUCUAGCAUGAGCAUCACAGAGUGCCGCCUCACAAGCAGCUCCAGCUACCCCGACUGCACAUACAAGACCAGCAAGAAAGACAGUCACAUCGUUGUGGCCUGUGAGGGGGACCCGUAUGUGCCAGUCCACUACGAUGCUUCUGUGGAGUAG
Messenger RNA from Cynocephalus volans (Philippine flying lemur), 459 nucleotides. RefSeq names its product ribonuclease A family member 1, pancreatic (gene RNASE1). The transcript has a single exon. The record is from RefSeq and is a predicted model, not a curated record. Gene Ontology annotation, biological process: defense response to Gram-positive bacterium. Bases 1 to 459 code for a protein of 152 amino acids. Lineage: Eukaryota; Metazoa; Chordata; Mammalia; Dermoptera; Cynocephalidae. Gene Ontology annotation, molecular function: RNA nuclease activity; nucleic acid binding.